Messenger RNA from Elephantulus edwardii (Cape elephant shrew), 2088 nucleotides. It is a transcript of the gene ZSWIM3, whose product is annotated as zinc finger, SWIM-type containing 3. The record is from RefSeq and is a predicted model, not a curated record. Bases 1 to 2088 code for a protein of 695 amino acids. Gene Ontology annotation, molecular function: zinc ion binding. The transcript is spliced from 2 exons. Lineage: Eukaryota; Metazoa; Chordata; Mammalia; Macroscelidea; Macroscelididae.
AUGGAGCUGGGCAGCUGCUUCAAGACCUACGACGACUUCCUUGAAUGUUUCAGCGCUUACAAAAAGGAGAACCGAUGUUCCUUCAUUAUCAGAGACAGCAUCUCCGUCUACUUCCACAACCUCCACCAUGGCACCUCCGUCCGUGAGGACAUCUUAUACGUGCAGGUGAAAUUUGUCUGUAUUUGGAACCAAGCAAAGAGGAAGAGAGCACAGGAGGCCAACAUGUGCCCUGCCUACUUGUUGCUGCAGUACAAUGAGAAGCUGGACCACCUCCUCGUCAGUGAGCUCAACACCACGCACGUGCACAAUGAUGCCAGAACUACGGACCCUGGAGACGCUGCUCGUCGAUCUCAAAAGGCAAAGAGACCCCAGAAACCCCGGCCUGUGCAGCCCCCAGCCAACCCAGACCCUGAUGCUGAGGGGUCUCCACUCAAACUGUCACUCUCCUUACAUCAGGCCCAAGCGGCUCCCAGGCCUGAGCAGGAGGGCAUCACUGCCUCUGACCUGUCCGAUAUCGCCAAAGUGAUGAAGAACUUUCUCCGGGUGGACAAAGGCUCCAUGGCCUCGCUCAGUGUGGGCAGCAGCCAGGACCUGGACCGGCUCAGCUUCCAGAGCAGCAAGAUGAGUGACCUGUUCGCCCGCUUCCCCGAGAACCUGCUGCUGCACCGAGUGGAGAAAGCCCAGAGCCACAUCCUCUACACUUUGCUGGUGGAGAACAAGGAGCGAGAGGGGCGGGUGGUCCACUUUGCCGUGCUCCAAGCCGAGACGCCUGCGUCCGUGGCCAGGAUGCUGAACGUCUUCAGAGAGUUCAACUCCAGCUGGCCCAAAGUCAGGGUGGUGUUUGUGGACCCGUGCUUCCCCUACUGGUCCAUCCUGCAAGAGAUCUUCCCGUCUGCCCGCAUCUUGCUCUCCAUUUACCACACCACCCGGCUCUUGGAGAAGAAGUUGCAUCGCAGUUCAAAAGACGCCUCCUUCCAAAAGCACAUGAAGGAGGCCCUGCGGGAGGUGGUGUUUGCCACUUCAGAGGACAGCCUGCAGAAACUCUCCUGCAUGUCCCAAGUCCUGCUGGACCAGGAGCUCUUCGAGUUCCUGCAGACCCACUGGUUCUCCUGUGAACUGCUGUGGUACAUGCAUUUCAGGAAGGGCCUCCACGCAUGUAACACCUACAUGGACAGCCUGGACAUCAUCACCAGCAAGGUGUCGAGCCUCUUCCGGGAGCAGCAGUCCCUGCUUGACUGCAUCCUGCACUUUGUGGACUAUAUGGACUUCUUCAACAGCAGAGGCUUGAAGAACUUGUCCACAGCUCCCUACAUGCUGAAGAGGGCCCGGCCAGCAAGUGGCAUGCCACCCAGGGUCAGGAAGAUUUUAGGAAGCGGCGAAAGAAACCUCCUGAGUCCUUCUUGGCUCCUGGAGGAGGGAACAAAGCAAGACACACAGCUGCAGGGCCAGGCACAGCAGCUGUCACCGGCGCCGCCUCCCCUGGAUGGCAUGCUAGACGCUUUGCUCCAGAGGGGCUCUGAGCUGGCCUACAAGCUGUGCUGUCAUGAGUGGGACGUGGUGGAGAAUUCUACCCAGCUGAUAGGCGUGGCUGGCUCCUCAGUGGACAUCCAGAUGCUGGAGGACUCCCACCAAGCUAGCAGAGACGGCAGCAGCUGCACCUGCUCCUUCCAGCAGCAGUACCACCUGCCCUGCCGCCACAUCUUGGCCCUGCUCCACACCAGCCAGCAGCCCGUGACUGAAGCCAUGGUGGGCUGCCGGUGGCAGAAGAGGUACCAGGCCCUCCUGGGGCCCGACGGCGAGUUCCGGGACCCCGUCCUGGCUGCCAGUACGGGCCAGCCUGAGAAGCCAGGACGGAAGGACCUGAUUAAGGACCUGAGCAGGGAGCUGGCCAACCUCCUGAUGCAGAGUGAGGGGCGAGAGCUGGAGGAGCGCUGCGCCACCCUGCACAAGUUCGUGCACAUCUGGUCCGACUCCAGCCAGCCAGCCACGCCAGGCCAGCAGCCCGACGACUUCGUGGAUGUGGGCUGCCUCCCUUUCCUCUGGGGAAAGCAGGAGGAAGGGGAGGGGUUCCUUCCUGCCAGCUUGUGA